ACCAGUUUUAGCAAGCUUGUGGCAUGUGAUUAACAUUCAAACACAAAGCGGACGAUGAAGGGAAUUUGGAGUUUAUUGUUGCUGUUCACCUUUGACGGGAUCCUGGACGGAGAACGUGGAUUUGUCCCUCAGGAGAACUUUGAUUUGGAUCGCUUCCUGGGGAAGUGGUACGAGGUGGCAGUUGUUUCUGAUUGUCCUCAUUAUAUGCAAAACAAGCAGAGAAAUGCUGUGAUUGUUGCCCUGGACCUGAAACCUUCUGCGGAGGGGAACGUGACUGUAAUGGCUGCAGCACCCAGGAACGGCUCGUGUAAACAAACGUCUAUUCAAUAUGCUUUAACAGACAUCGCAGGGCAGUUCUUCUACCACGUCUCAAGGCUGAACGUGGAUGUCGAUGCCUACGUGGUCCGGACCGACUAUGACCACUCUGCCGUGAUGGCCUUGGUGAGCACGGAGAAAACAUCAAAGAACAGGACCACCAUCUUCAAACUUUAUAAUCGCUCUUCGGAUGUGAGGUAUGCUGAGCUGGACGACUUCAAGAUGUUGGUCAGACUAAACGCAAUGAAGGACGACAUCAUCAUUGUUCAUGAGGACAAAAGUUGUAAUACCAAAGAAACUUGAUGCACAAAAAAAUUCUAUUGUUCCGGGUCGUGUAUUCCUGGACUGCAACCUUUGUCAUUCACUCAAAUAAUUUUAUUUUAAAGCUGAACGCUAUUAUUUUUUUUCACUAAUGUGAAUUUUCA
This is a messenger RNA of Syngnathoides biaculeatus (alligator pipefish), 740 nucleotides long. Its product is annotated as protein AMBP-like. The transcript is spliced from 5 exons. Bases 55 to 618 code for a protein of 187 amino acids. NCBI's taxonomy places the organism in Eukaryota, Metazoa, Chordata, Actinopteri, Syngnathiformes, Syngnathidae. Gene Ontology annotation, cellular component: plasma membrane; cell surface. The record is from RefSeq and is a predicted model, not a curated record. Gene Ontology annotation, molecular function: serine-type endopeptidase inhibitor activity.